UCUCGAGUCUCCCACUUCCGUCUGCAUCAAUGGCGUUGAGACUGACAUCGUUAAAACGCGCCGCGGUUGAGUCAUGCCGCAUUUUAGAAACUCGAUGCUUCAGCCACGUGGCGGCGAUGCCUUCGCCCUUGAACGGAGCUUUCGAUAGCCCCAUUUCUAUGCCGCCGCUGGUUUUACCUGAGUUCGAUCAGAGUCAACCGGGUUCGAUCGAUGAAAAGAGCUUCGGAUUCGGGCUUCCUAGUUUUGCUUUCGGUGGAUCCAUGGAGCUAAUGGCUGUGCCUAAGAAGAAGAUUUCUAAACACAAGAGAGGGAUAAGAAAUGGGCCGAAGGCUCUUAAGCCUGUUCCUGUGAUCAUCCGUUGCAGGAGUUGCGGGCGAGUUAAGCUGCCACAUUUCUUCUGUUGUAGCGGUGAACGGGUAAACCCUAGUGAGCAAGGCAAUUCGCACAACUGAUUAAGGUUUCCAAUAUGAUUACUCCUUGUUGGAUAUCAAGAUGGGAAAUUCUUGGGUUUCGUAGUAGUAGACUCGAGUGAUGUGAUAGACUUAGUUGAUGCUGUUUUGGCAAACUAUUUGGUUUUUCCCUGCAAGAUCAAUAUGCUCAUGCUUCUUUUGACAAAUAAUACUAUUGUCAUUGCUUGUUGCAAAGUCUAGGCCAGGUCAUUUUCAUAUAUGUGCUCUUAGACUUUAAAUCAACAGCUAUAUCUAUUUUAAAUAUGGAGAAAAAUAUUCACGUGAAA
This is a messenger RNA of Capsella rubella, 736 nucleotides long. RefSeq lists its product as uncharacterized. The transcript is spliced from 3 exons. Lineage: Eukaryota; Viridiplantae; Streptophyta; Magnoliopsida; Brassicales; Brassicaceae. The coding region runs from base 30 to 452 and encodes 140 amino acids. Gene Ontology annotation, molecular function: structural constituent of ribosome. Gene Ontology annotation, biological process: translation. The record is from RefSeq and is a predicted model, not a curated record. Gene Ontology annotation, cellular component: mitochondrial large ribosomal subunit.